GUCGUUCACGGCCCUGUCGAACCUGCACGUCCUCUUGAACCGAACGUCAAGCCUGGUGUUUACUCCAGGAUAAUCCUGAGGCAGAAGAAGAUUUAAACGAUCUCGCAAAAGGGACCCCGUGUGGCGGGGGUUAACAUCGUCGGGACGGCAGAUGUCAGGAUGCCGGAGCAGAGUAACGACUACCGCGUGGUGGUGUUUGGAGCGGGUGGCGUUGGCAAGAGUUCUCUGGUUCUACGUUUCGUGAAAGGAACCUUUCGCGAGUCCUACAUCCCGACAAUCGAGGACACCUAUAGACAGGUGAUAAGCUGCAACAAAAACAUAUGCACGCUUCAAAUUACGGACACAACGGGGUCUCAUCAGUUUCCCGCGAUGCAGCGGCUUUCUAUUAGCAAAGGUCACGCCUUCAUCCUUGUAUAUUCGGUGUGCUCACGGCAAAGCCUCGAGGAACUACGACCCAUCUGGGCCAUUAUUAGAGAGCUUAAGGGACAGGACAUAUCGCAGAUACCUAUAAUGCUGGUGGGGAACAAAUGCGACGAGAGUCCAUCGGUACGCGAGGUGUCGAUAAGCGAGGGUGCAGCGGAGGCUGCGAAUUGGGGCUGUGGAUUUUUGGAAACGUCGGCGAAGACAAAUCACAACGUGAACGCCCUGUUCCGGGACCUGCUGAUGCUCGAGAAGAACCGGUCCGUUUCGUUGCAACCAGUGCAGAGCAACAACGCGAUCAGCUUGAAGGAGAAAUGCUCUGUGAUGUAACCGACUGAGAGGAGGGAAGCUGGAAUUGCAGAUUGUCGUUGUCGUGGUGUAUACGGUACUUAAGCGAGAUCAAGGCAGAAGACGAGCACUUCUGUACAGAGAGCAUUGUCGUACGUUUUUCGACCUGGCGUGGCAUCGUCCACGGUAGUCUCGACACGACCACAGAGUAUUUCAAGUAGGAUAACUUUGCACGAGCGAAAGGGACGACAGAGAUCUGCGAAUACACGAGUAAGGUGUAUCUUAAUGCUCUGUGAUCGUUCAAGUAAUCUCUUGGAGGAGUUUCCUCCAACGACCGUCAGAUGUAAUCCUCUAAGAGAGCUGUUGUUACAAUGAUUGUGCCAGAGCAUUAGAUCCGCCUUAGUAACAUCUCUUUUUAAUCGAACAACGUACUCUAUACUAUUGAUAGAUUUUUUAAUUUUGAUACAGAGCGACGUUACGUUAGGUUUCACGAGACCAACGACGCACGCGUUCUUCAUUCUGUACCAGUGUUAGCUCGUUAGUCGAGAUUCAUCGUAGGAGGGUAAUCGAGCGUACAAUUUUUCACCAUUCGUUCAGCUAUCUCGAGCUUAUUAGACGAAAGGGACGCGAUCGUUCCGAACGAACGAACCAACACGAUUUCGACGAGCGAUCGUCCCUUUCGUGACCAACGAACAAAGCGGAUGUUUCUUGAAAGAGCGGUCAGUAGAAAAACGCGAUUCGACCACCGCGUGGCUGUUGAUAAGCAACAGAAAACACGUGUGUCUCGCUCUUUCAUGAAAAAUAUUGUCGUGCUUCGAUGUCCGAGACUACUGCGUGGCAAAUUGGGACCGGUGUCGCACAGUUUCUCGGCGAGAAGAGAAAGAGAAAUCGAGGCGAACACGCGAAUGAAUAAACGACAAAAUUAGAUAAAAAGUUGUUACGAUAUUGGUUUUUGUUGAAUAGUUGUAAGGUUUUUGUAACGACGCUAAUUAGGAUUUAUUACUCGACACGUCGGAAGAUACAGAGAGAUACACACACACACACACACGUACAAAUAUAUACGUACAUAUACGCAAGGCUUGCGCGCACACACAUGUUCAUUAGGCACUCGCGUUUCCCCGUGUUGACCCAGAUUUUAGUAUUUCCUUCCUGUAUGUCUUACACACGUAGACCGCGUACGUGGUAGUGUUUUUACGAGGAGACGCUAAUUAAAGGGACUUGCCUCGAAGGGCUCGUUUUUUUUCUCAUUCAUUUUCUUCGCGAAACUGAACUUGAACAACACUAGAGACCAGCAUCGAACGUCGGUCUAACUUUCAAAAUUCACUAAUAAACGCUAAGAGUUUUGAGAAUUGCUAGUCAUUGUAUCUCGUAGAGUUGGAAUGUAAAUAGAGCAGUACUGUACGUAGCUAUAAUUCUCAAAACUUUCAGAGUGUCUUUAUGAUUCAUAUGUUAAUGCUUGCGAGGUACGAGUGGAUAAGAAAGGGUACGUAAUCUGGUCGACAGUCUGUAUUUGCUUCUUCUUCUUCUUCUUCAAAGACAUCAACGAAUUACGGUUCCAGCCAUUUUGUAAACGGUUCAGCUUCGCCACUUUGUCCACUCGCGCCUUCCUGUGAUAGCUUUAAGGGAUGAAAUACCACGGUCGAAGCGCAAUCCCGUCGAUAUUAGGAUUUGAUAGAAAAGUGAUUAGUAUCAUUAUCACCGCCACUACGAACUACCGAUGUUAGCGAUUAUUUUACAGAACGUACGAAGGAAUACAUAUCCUAUGUAACUGUUGAACGUACGAAAAGAUUGUUAGUAAACAGAUACGCGCGUGUACCAUAAACACAGUAUAGUAAUCAAGUUCCCAACAAACGUUCUCCUGCAACUCUGUUUUAAAAGGUAGCUUUAAUUCCUAAACAACCUGAUGCACCCGCGUAUCUGUGUAUGAAUGUAUAUACAUAUUUACAGUUAUAUUUAGAAGCAAGGUUAAAUAGAAGUCUAGUCAAAGGCGAAACUGACCUUAUGGAGUCUACCAUCGGCAAGCUGAAAGAGCAGCGAAAGGGAAAUAAAGCCAUACAUGUACACGCACACUACACACACACUAUUUAGAAAUCGACAAAUCGUAAUUCUCUGAUUUUUUCGGGGCCAAUCGGUGUGAUUUACAUAAAUUGUGAGCUUCUUCUGCGCGAUACUAGGCGGAAUUCUGUUCCUUUCGCGUCUUCGCACAAUUUCACGGGCGUCACUUUGAAUUUAAUCCCUCUGCGAUCACGACCUAAUAGUCUAUAAUCGAAUUUUUGACAACUUUUAUCUGUGCUAUGCCAAAAAGAGAAUUCGAUUUUCUAUCCGCACCGAAAACAGGUGCCCCUUUUUACGAACGUUGGUACUCGUUUUUUAGAUAUUCGCAAAAUAAACGCUUCGUUUUAUACUUAACCGCCGAUCGGUCGUGAUCAUCGAGGGAUUCGUUUCGACGUAUGCUCGCCUGUAAAACCGCUGAAACGAACGUUUCUUUUCUUUCAGUGUGUUCUUGUUAAGAAUCGCACACUUCGUCCUCGUUCGUAUAGGGCGCGCGCCGGCGUCGUUUACGCAUGCGCGACGGUUCGGCGGUGCGCCCCGUGAUUUUUUCAAACUUUUAUUACCCGUCGAAAGCGAAGAAUAUUGAGAGAAUAUUGUACAUCGAGAACAUACGUUUUUUAUCGAGUUACAAAUUAUCACGGCACGCACGACCAUGAGAAAAAAUGAAAAAACAAUUUCGAUGGAUCUCGUACGAUAUUAUGCUUUAUUUUUUAUUAUGUGUCCGAGAACGUCCGGCGUACCUUGAUACUUCAAACCUGGAUCCGGGUUGCUAUUGCUCCAGGACGAAAAGGCAGAAUUAAAAAAUGAUUAGGUGAAUGGUAUUUACGUACUAUAGAAAUUGAUAGACACAAUUAGAGCGCUUGAUCGAUUCCGUAACAGUAUAGAAUCUUUUUUGUAAAUACUAUGAUAAAAGAAGUAUACUAUCGAGACAGUGCGUUUCAAAUAGAUUCUCAAAAUUUCAAGAGAAUCGUUAUUAAUGUUAAUCAUAUCUAUUAAAGAAUAUAAUAAAUACAAUUAUACAAUAAGUAAUAAAAAAAAAGAAAGUAAAAAGCGUAGGUAAGAAAGGUGGAGGGGGUAAGCAACUUAAUUGCUAACAAAAUAUUCAGAGUUCGAUUCCCCCCUAUGGGGGCGCAGUUUUUUCUUCUAAUCACGUUUUCUCUUCCUAGCGUAAUCAAUUAAAGAAAGUUUUAAUAUUUCCGUUUUUAAUUAACAUCUUGAAGCGUGUUAAUUUCGUCCUCGGGCAAAAACGGCUUCCGGAUCGGAUGAAGCGGUCGUUCGUGCCAAAUUAAAAAGAUACGUUAUCCGUUAUUUAUGGGAGUUUUACUUAGGCUUAAGCUUGUUGUUAAGUGAUGAUGGAUUUUAAAAGACAACAAAACAGAAACACACUUCUGUCGAUCGGGCCCGUGUCGGUUUGUGAUCGAGGAAUGUUAAAGAAACUACUGUGAAAAAAAUAAGGCUUGCCCACCUCGCUUCCUGCAAAAAUCCAGUGUAUAAAAAGAAGUUUUAUUAACAAUUAAGCGAACAAACAAAAGAUAUUGAAAUACGAACGUGCAAAGGUGGGAAUAUUGAAAAUAUGAGGGAAGUUUCCUGGGGGAAAAAUAAUUACAAUGAAAAGCUAAAUCAUAUCAUAUCAUAAUACCAUAUCCAAAUCGACUCAGGUACAAAUGUACAGAAUAAUAAAAAUAAUGAAGAUGUUAUUGAAAACUAACAACGAACUCGAUCACAAUUCCCAUGGCUACCGAUGAACUUGAAAAGUUAAAAGAAAAAAAGGUUUAAUUCCCGCCUUUGGAUCGAUCGUUUGUCGAAGAAAACGAAGGAAUCACAUAUCAUGGCUGCGCGUUCCACUGUGUAUACAAAGCAGGAAUGCGUUUAGAAUGGCACAAAGAAUGUUUAAAUAUUUAGAGAAAAUGAAACAGAGUCCGAUAUCGAAAAUGGGUUCUCGUUCAUUAUUAUCCACACUCAAAUCGUUAACCGGCUACGAAUCUGUACUCGUGAAGAUAAAAAAAAAGAUAAACUGCGAAUUAUACAAUCGAA
Messenger RNA from Osmia bicornis bicornis, 4794 nucleotides. Its product is annotated as GTP-binding protein Di-Ras2. Gene Ontology annotation, molecular function: GDP binding; GTPase activity; GTP binding. Lineage: Eukaryota; Metazoa; Arthropoda; Insecta; Hymenoptera; Megachilidae. Gene Ontology annotation, cellular component: plasma membrane. The record is from RefSeq and is a predicted model, not a curated record. Gene Ontology annotation, biological process: signal transduction. The coding region runs from base 160 to 750 and encodes 196 amino acids. The transcript has 4 exons.